AUGUAUCAGACAGAGCUUGCCAGGAAACGACUGACGAAGAGUAGUUUGAGCACCGAGCUUGGACUUCCAUCCUCGAUCCCACCAGAUGCUCCGAGUCUGGAAGAGUUGAGCAAAGCAGCACUCCCAUCCGAGUUCGUAUGUGCUACUAGGAUAGCAUUGGAAAGCGCGAAGAUGAGCAAGUUGGUUGACCAGAACAUAUCUACUGACACAACUACGAGUACUGGUGCAGAAACGGCACGCUUUGGAUUACUGAGGAUGCUGGAAUCAGACUUGAACGCCUUAGCAAAGUCAAUGGGGAUCAGAGAGACACUACCAAGCGGCAUAGCCGAGCUUUCGCUACUGAUGGCCAAAAUCAAUCUCUGCUCCUUCGAACUUAACCGAGCUACAAGGUUGAGGACAUCUGAUGCCGCACAACUGCGACUAUCUGUUUUCGACUGUGCCACAAGUCUGAUACAGUUGUUUGGUGGCACACAUUUCGUCUCGGCACAAGCAGUGGGAAGCCUUACUACCUGGGGCCUACCUGUGCAGACAUUCUACCCUCGAAACUAUUGGUAUGGACUUGUGUAUGCCUGCCUGGUACUCAUGAAGCUCAGUCUCACGAACACUCUACCUGAGGUCGAAUCCGGCCGAAGCAAAGUUGCCAUCCAACAAGCAGUAGACUUGUUGAACUCCUGCUCAGUGGUACCGGAUGAGCUCUCUCGUGUGGCAAAGUUGAUCGGUCUUCUUCGCCGAGAAGCUGUGCAAGAGAUCAUUCAGCCACGACACAAGGUGCAUUCGCGAAUGGGCGCAUCCCUAAUGUAUGAAAUCAUUUUCUCAGUUCUAUACUGGAAGAAGCGCAAGCAGAAGGGGCAGCAGCACGAGGACUCAACGAUUUGGCCAAAUUUUGACCACGAGACCAGAGAUGCUUCACAGAUGGAUACGGGUUUAGCGAUGCCUGACACGUCUUCACGAGGCAUGGAUGAAUUGAUCGCAAGCUCGGGCUAUCUGAUCGAGGGUUGGGGAACGAAUACGUUUGAUGCGAAUCUAUGGGACACAUCCGCAUUCGACCAGGUACGUCUCGCUGUGGGCACUGUUCUUUCUUCCUUUGUGUUCUGA
Molecule: messenger RNA, 1095 nt
Organism: Exophiala viscosa
Lineage: Eukaryota; Fungi; Ascomycota; Eurotiomycetes; Chaetothyriales; Herpotrichiellaceae
Exons: 1
Coding region: 1-1095 (364 amino acids)
Source: RefSeq, a predicted model, not a curated record